Lontra canadensis (Northern American river otter) is the source of this 1773-nucleotide messenger RNA. RefSeq names its product GPN-loop GTPase 1 (gene GPN1). NCBI's taxonomy places the organism in Eukaryota, Metazoa, Chordata, Mammalia, Carnivora, Mustelidae. Bases 36 to 1160 code for a protein of 374 amino acids. The record is from RefSeq and is a predicted model, not a curated record. The transcript is spliced from 14 exons. Gene Ontology annotation, molecular function: ATP hydrolysis activity; GTPase activity.
GUCUCUAUGGCAGAGUGGGCGGAGCCAGGAGGAAAAUGGCGGCGCCCGUGGAGACCGCUGACUCGCAGGCUUCGGGGGGUCCUCGGCCCCCAGUUUGUCUGUUGGUGUUGGGAAUGGCAGGAUCUGGGAAAACCACCUUUGUCCAGAGGCUUACUGGACAUCUGCAUAGCCAAGGCUCUCCACCUUAUGUGAUUAAUCUGGACCCAGCUGUACAUGAAGUACCCUUUCCUGCCAAUAUUGAUAUUCGUGACACUGUGAAGUAUAAAGAAGUCAUGAAACAGUAUGGACUUGGGCCCAAUGGUGGUAUAGUGACGUCACUCAAUCUCUUUGCUACGAGAUUUGAUCAGGUGAUGAAAUUUAUCGAGAAGGCCCAGAGCAUGUCUAAAUACGUCUUGAUUGACACACCUGGACAGAUUGAGGUGUUCACGUGGUCAGCUUCUGGGACAAUCAUCACUGAGGCCCUAGCAUCCUCAUUUCCAACAGUUGUCAUUUAUGUAAUGGACACAUCAAGAAGUACCAACCCAGUGACCUUCAUGUCCAAUAUGCUGUAUGCCUGCAGCAUUUUGUACAAAACCAAGCUGCCUUUCAUUGUGGUUAUGAAUAAAACUGACAUCAUUGACCACAGCUUUGCAGUGGAAUGGAUGCAAGAUUUUGAGGCUUUCCAAGAUGCCUUGAAUCAAGAGACUACAUACGUCAGUAACCUGACUCGUUCAAUGAGCCUGGUGUUAGAUGAGUUUUACAGCUCACUUAGGGUGGUGGGUGUGUCUGCUGUUCUGGGUACAGGCUUAGAUGAACUCUUCGUGCAAGUUACCAGUGCUGCAGAAGAAUAUGAAAGGGAGUAUCGUCCUGAAUAUGAACGUCUGAAGAAGUCACUGGCCAGUGCACAGAGCCAGCAGCAGAAGGAACAGCUGGAGCGCCUUCGGAAAGAUAUGGGCUCUGUAGCCUUGGACACAGGGACUGCCACAGACAGCUUGUCUCCUGCGCUGGACGCUUCUGACCUGAUCCUGACUCGGGGAACACUGGAUGAAGAGGAUGAGGAAGCCGACAGCGAUACUGAUGACAUUGACCACAGAGUUACGGAGGAAAGCCGUGAAGAACCAGCAUUCCAGAAUUUUAUGCAAGAAUCAAUGGCACAGUAUUGGAAGAGAAACAACAAGUAGUUUCUAGAAGUCCAGAAUUUUGGAACUCUGUGAAGGAAUUAUCCUAACCUCUGAUGGGGACUACUUAUAAAGGACAAUUUUGUUCAGAGUAGCAGAGUUUCUCUUAUAGGGAAAUUUGACUCAGAUGCAGCCAGGGAUAGAAAACCAUUGGACCUGGCAGGUAGAUGCCAAUUCCCUUGGCCUUUCCCUUGGAUUUAUGCAAGGAAGGAUAUUCUCACUAUUCUUGGAUGCUGAUAGCCCUUCAAGCCUAAAGCUUCAAAUUUUAUCAUUUGAAUUCAAGUACUUUUGCUGCUGGUAGGUGGAACAGCGAAAAAUCACGAUUCACUUCAAACUUCUAUCAGGCUGGAUCUGUACUCUACUUUCCCAGCAUCUUGCCCUUGAUUAUACCAUGAGUUUCCUUCCUUUUAGUAGAAAGGGAAAGGAAACAUGAGCUUACCCAGGGUGGCAGUGGAGUCUCCUUGGCAACCAAUCAAUGUUGGGUAUGAAACAUGCCUCAGAUGGGGUAGCUCAUUGUAGGACAACAGGUUCAUUGAUAAAAGUGAGCAAAACAUGAUUAAUGAAUAAGAUCCUGUUUUGGAUGAUAACUUGGAUAAAGUGUUUUUAAUUUUAACUU